Messenger RNA from Coniophora puteana RWD-64-598 SS2, 969 nucleotides. RefSeq names its product Aldo keto reductase. The record is from RefSeq and is a predicted model, not a curated record. Bases 1 to 969 code for a protein of 322 amino acids. Lineage: Eukaryota; Fungi; Basidiomycota; Agaricomycetes; Boletales; Coniophoraceae. The transcript is spliced from 9 exons.
AUGGCACCUCGAAUCCCUCUAUUGUUUGGAACAGCGACGUUCGGUGCGGAUGGGAAGAAUGGUGUGCGGAUCGCGGAACAGCGGGAGUGCCAGGGCGUGCUUGAUGUGUUCUUCGGUGCUGGACAUCGGGAGCUGGAUACGUCGCGGACGUAUGGCGAGGGAACGACGGAAGAGAUGCUGGGGAAGCUCGACUUGAGGGAUGCAGUGGUUGACACCAAGGUGUACCCAAACACGCCUGGCGAUCAUUCUCCUGCCAACCUGCGCGGAUUGUUCCUCCAGUCACUGAAAGCACUGGGACGCGAGCGCGUACGGACGUUUUACUUGCAUGCUCCGGAUAGGAGUGUCCCGUUUGAGGAGACCGUGGCCGAGGUGAAUAGACUACAUAGCGAAGGGCGAUUCGAGAUCUUCGGCCUGAGCAACUUCGCUUCAUGGGAGGUUGCCGAAAUCAUCAUGACUUGCCGGGCCAACAACUGGGUACAACCGCGCGUGUAUCAGGUAAUGUACAACGCUAUCACGCGCGAGAUGGAGGACGAGUUGGCGCCUUGUUGUCGGAAAUUUGGUCUACGGAUCGUCACGUACAACCCUCUUGCAGGCGGUUUGUUCGCCGGCAAAGUCUCUCUGAGCGGGGCAGCCCCUGACGGAGGGCGCUUCGAUCCCUCCUCGCCAAUGGGACAGCUAUACCGAUCACGGUACGUCCAGGAAGGGUACCUCCGCGCACUGGAGCUCCUCAAACCCGUUGCGGAUGCUCACAACCUCCGUCUGACUGAAAUAGCCCUCCGUUGGUUGCAGCACCACUCCGAUCUAAGCCCGGAGGACGGCGUGAUCCUGGGUGCGAGUAGCGCGGCUCAGCUAGCGGAGAACUGCGCAGAUUGCGAGCGGGGACCGCUGCCUGAGGCGGUUGUGCAGGCCUUGGACGAAGCACAAAGAACGGUGAAGGUGUACGGACAUGCACCGAGGUACUGGCGGUGA